This is a messenger RNA of Guyanagaster necrorhizus, 995 nucleotides long. RefSeq lists its product as uncharacterized. The record is from RefSeq and is a predicted model, not a curated record. The coding region runs from base 16 to 666 and encodes 216 amino acids. Lineage: Eukaryota; Fungi; Basidiomycota; Agaricomycetes; Agaricales; Physalacriaceae. The transcript has 10 exons. Gene Ontology annotation, biological process: retrograde transport, endosome to Golgi; phospholipid translocation. Gene Ontology annotation, cellular component: endosome; trans-Golgi network.
CAACCAGUGACCGCAAUGUCUCCCUCAUGGCUCUCUACCGCCGCUUCCAUUGGCAUGGCUGUCGGUCCUCCUUUGGUCUACGCAGACCAGGCAGUUUCAAUCGUCCGUAGACAGGACGCAACCGGAUUUUCUCGUGACGUUUGCGCGAUUCUGUUGUUGGCCAACAUCACACGAUGCUUCUUCUGGCUGGGAAAUCAUUUCGAGCUCGCCCUUCUUUUACAAUCCGUCCUCAUGAUAUUGGCCCAGCUCGCCCUGCUUUACAUAUGCAUCCGCUAUCGUCCUACAAUCAGCCCAGAGAAUUUGGGCACGUCCAUCAGGCCAUUCUCAUUCUGGCAAUGGUCAACGUAUACUCAAUACAUCGAGUUCCUCGCUGGUUUCAUUUUACUAGAGGCCAUUUUAUUUUUGAUCUUGGGGCGCUCUGAUGUCUUCGUUUCACUAUUAGGUUUCGUUGCAUUGGGACUUGAGAGUACUCUACCUAUACCUCAACUGAUCAGUAAUUUCAAACAACGAUCGUUGUAUGGCUUCCGUAUGUCAACCUUAAUUGGGUGGGCAGGGGGAGACACGUUCAAAACAGUCUACUUCUUCCUUCAAGAGUCGCCCCUUCAGUUCAAAGUCUGUGCUAUUUUCCAACUAUCUAUCGAUUUCGGUAGGUCCUCAAUGGACUGAUAGUGUGUCACGUAUUUCAUGUGGUUUUGAUAGCUAUCGUCGUACAACGGCUCUACUUCGGAAACGCCCCGCCUCCGACCGUAUUAGUUGAUGACGAUGAUCUCGAGCAGGCUCUCACAUUAGCGGAGGAAUGAUAUCGCACUGUGUGACGGCCUCCGGAUACGUAUCAGGAACCGGUCCCCUCUUUUACUGCCGGGUAUCUAUAUUUACAUAACACGGUUAGUAAACGUUCCUGUAUCAAGCGGAGGGAGGUUAAUCACAACUGUUACCUUCAUACCCCUGCUUUUUAGCCCUGGACUGGGGCAGCAGCCGGAAGUGAAGCGUUCGCC